Messenger RNA from Limulus polyphemus (Atlantic horseshoe crab), 1981 nucleotides. It is a transcript of the gene dbo, whose product is annotated as kelch-like protein diablo. Lineage: Eukaryota; Metazoa; Arthropoda; Merostomata; Xiphosura; Limulidae. The transcript has 11 exons. Bases 76 to 1908 code for a protein of 610 amino acids. The record is from RefSeq and is a predicted model, not a curated record. Gene Ontology annotation, molecular function: protein binding.
ACAUUGGCUGGGUAUAGGCUUGACAAUGAAGAUCCAUCCACUAUCUGGGUUAGUUGCCUUGGCAGAUGAAUAAUCAUGGGGGAAAUAAUUCAUAGCAACUUUGAACGACCUCCUUCACCAGCAAGACUGGAGUACACAUCUGAAAAACAUCCCAGGUAUACCCUGGAUAAGAUUAACCUUUUACGUAAACACAGGGAGCUCUGUGAUGUUGUUUUGAUAGUUGGUUCUCGAAAGCUGUUUGCUCACAGAGUUAUUUUAUCAGCAUGUUCUCCAUAUUUCCAUGCCAUGUUUACCGGAGAACUGGCAGAAAGUCGCCAAACUGAGAAAGCACAACAAUAUGGUUCAACUUGGAGCACCAGGACCAUAGAGAAAGAAAGCUACAACAGUCGUACUGAAAUCAUGGUGACAAUCAGAGAUAUUGAUGAACAUGCCAUGGAACUACUGAUUGAUUUUGCAUACACCUCCCACAUAGUGGUGGAAGAAACAAAUGUGCAAGUUUUGUUGCCUGCCGCUUGUUUACUUCAAAUGGCUGAAAUUCAAGAAGUGUGUUGUGAAUUCUUAAAGCGACAAUUAGACCCUUCUAACUGCUUGGGCAUCAGGGCAUUUGCUGAUACCCAUUCUUGCCGAGAACUUUUACGAAUUGCUGACAAGUUUACUCAACAUAAUUUUCAAGAGGUGAUGGAGAAUGAGGAGUUUUUACUGCUUCCAGUAAAUCAACUCAUCGACAUUGUCUCUAAUGAUGAGUUAAACGUCCUUAGUGAGGAAAAAGUUUUCAAUGCUGUUAUGUCAUGGGUGAAGUACAGUAUAACAGAACGCCGUCAGCACCUGCCCCAGGUGCUUCAACAUGUUCGCUUACCUCUUCUUAGUCCAAAGUUUUUAGUUGGAACAGUUGGUUCUGAUCUCCUCAUCAAAAGUGAUGAAGCCUGUCGUGACUUAGUGGACGAAGCUAAAAAUUAUCUGCUCCUGCCACAGGAGCGACCUCUCAUGCAGGGGCCAAGAACUAGACCAAGAAAGCCUGUUCAGAGAGGAGAAGUUCUUUUUGCUGUUGGAGGUUGGUGCAGUGGAGAUGCCAUAGCUAGUGUAGAAAAGUAUGACCCACAAACAAAUGAAUGGCGAAUGGUUGCGUCAAUGAGCAAACGCAGAUGUGGUGUUGGUGUAGCAGUUUUAAAUGACCUUCUUUAUGCUGUUGGUGGACAUGAUGGACAAUCCUAUUUAAACAGUAUAGAAAGGUAUGAUCCCCAAACAAACCAGUGGAGCAGUGAUGUUGCCCCAACAAGUUCUUGUCGCACUAGUGUUGGCGUUGCUGUUUUAGAUGGUCAUUUAUAUGCAGUUGGGGGACAGGAUGGUGUUUCUUGCCUAAAUCUGGUGGAAAGGUAUGACCCUCAAAGUAACAACUGGACAAAAGUGGCACCCAUGAGUACAAAACGACUGGGUGUAGCUGUAGCUGUAUUAGGAAACUAUCUUUAUGCUGUUGGUGGAUCAGAUGGUACCUCACCUCUUAACACUGUUGAGAGAUAUGACCCACGUACAAAGAGAUGGAGUUCUGUAGCACCUAUGGGAACACAAAGAAAGCAUCUUGGCUGUGCUGUCUAUAACAAUAUGAUUUAUGCUGUUGGUGGCAGGGAUGACACAACUGAACUCAGUAGUGCAGAAAGGUACAACCCUCAGACGAAUCAGUGGCAGCCUAUUGUUGCAAUGACAUCGCGUAGAUCUGGGGUGGGCUUAGCUGUGGUGAAUGGCUCUCUCUAUGCUGUUGGUGGCUUUGAUGGUACAACGUACCUGAAGAACAUAGAAUUAUAUGAUCCUGAUCAGAACCAAUGGCGACUAUGUGGUAACAUGAACUACAGAAGGUUAGGAGGAGGUGUAGGAGUUGUUCGUCUUCCUCAGCACGAAACUCACUAUUGGUGACAGAGUCUUUUUAACUGUAGCUCUGAUAUUAAAGUAGUGAACAUUUUAGUAAAUAAAAGCAUUUUCAAGUAAA